Molecule: messenger RNA, 1521 nt
Organism: Peronospora matthiolae
Lineage: Eukaryota; Oomycota; Peronosporomycetes; Peronosporales; Peronosporaceae
Source: the annotation of a GenBank genome assembly
AUGCGAUGCGCGAGCAAGGCCGCCGAGAGCGCGUCCGCACGUCUCUGUGCGGACGCCGAAGCAGAAACUACAGCAACUGAUGUCUCAUCGGUUGCUGAAGCGACCCAGCCUGUGUCACUUGGUGAUGCAGGCGCUCGUCAUGAAGACACUCAUGUCUUCACAGAGUACGAGCUCGGUGUUUCGUACUCUCCUGACACGGAAGACGGAUCCUUAUCGACGGCGAUCGAAUCCAAGCCGCCUGCCAAUCGUGGCAUGGAUGAUGCUAUGCGUUAUAGCAUCUUUGAUUCAUCUGAUGAAUCAGAUGAACCAUCGCCGAAGCGAAGGCGCUCGAGGUCGCGAGACUCGGGCGCUAACAGUGGUGUCGGUUCUCCUAUUGACACCACUUCGCAACGAGGUGCCAGUCCUUCUGUCGGCACAUCGCAGGAAGAGCGGGACCGCAAUGUCUUGCGUCUCGCUCCUGAGAAGAAGGCAUGGAUGCCUCCUAAAUCCGUCAUGGAUCACUUGUCGGCGACGACGAGUGAUCGUUAUCGAACACGGUUGUUCGAUUCGUCAAGGAUCCAUCACCUUGACCCCAGUGCGAAAAACUAUCGCGCUGAGAAUGAAUUCUUCAUCGGUGCUUUCUUUAGACAGCGAUGGUACAGUGGGAACCACAAGCGUGAUGGUCCCUCACUGCUUCAAGCGUGGAACGCCUGCAUCCAUAACCUUGAGGAUGUAGGUCGUGACGUUUGGAACGACAAACUUAUCAAAGCUCGUGAUAAGUUUGAAAAGCGAACCCCUACAGGUGCACGCUACAAGCUGCAUCGUCUGUCAAGGGAGAAAGGAUUACCCUGCCUCUCUUGGGGAGACUCGUGCCCAUGUUGUGUGAACAACUCUGCACGAUCACCUAAGGAGGCUUACCUCCUUACUAGCCCGUGGUGGCGUACUUUCUCCGGCGGUCCUUCUGCGGCACAUGAUGUGCCGCGUCGUACUGCUCAACCAGACCCAGUACGUCAAUCAGCAGUUGGGAGCGGGGCUCCCAAGUAUCCCAGGACGGGGGAUAGCCGCGCCACCGGACGAGAUAACUCGUCCGACGUCCGUUCACGUCGCGGUGGUUCAACAGAUACUCAACUAGAUAGCGCUGGCCACCGCGAGAGUCCUCUAAUGGAGGUGGAGGAGGAGGAAAGACGCUCUCCACAAGAUCGUGGGGAUCCGUGUGUUCCCGAGAGCUUCUUUGAUCGCGUAACGCAAGGGUUACGCAACGAUCUCGAACAUGAGCGGGACAGGCGUCUCCAAAUGGCGGACACUGUCUUGAAUCAUCGAGCUGAGUUUGCCUUUGCUCAGCUUGAGAACGAGAGAGCUCUGACAUCUCUUCUUGACGAGCUAAGGGUAGCUCGUGGGAUUGUUGAUCGGUCUCGGGAUGAGAUAUAUGCUCUUCAGACCCUUGUCGAUGGCCACCAUCGGGAGAACAAGGCUCUCUGCAAGAUGCUUGAACGCAAGGGCGUUCUUCAUCGGAAGAAGCAGCGUACUGAUGGUACGGCUUAA